Eublepharis macularius is the source of this 2711-nucleotide messenger RNA. RefSeq names its product THAP domain containing 8 (gene THAP8). NCBI's taxonomy places the organism in Eukaryota, Metazoa, Chordata, Lepidosauria, Squamata, Eublepharidae. The transcript is spliced from 4 exons. The coding region runs from base 715 to 2040 and encodes 441 amino acids. The record is from RefSeq and is a predicted model, not a curated record.
UUUGUCCUGGGGAUAAUAAUGACAUGCUUUGUAAACCGCUCUGAGUGGGUGUUAAGUUGUCCUGAAGGACGGUAUAUAAAUUGAAUGUUGUCGUUAUUAUUAUAUUAGUAUUAUGAGUCCCCUCCCCAAACUCUGCUCCCCCCAUGCUGCACCUCAAAUGUCCAGGAAUUUCCCAACCUAGAGCUGUCAGGGGGGGAUUUGGGGAGGGGUUAGGGUGGGCGUUGGAGGUGGGUGACCUUCCCGCAGUCCUCUGCGCAAGAGAUGACCGGCAUGGGUUGAUAGUUAGAAAUCCCACGAAGGCCACCCUUUGUACAACUUACUGGGGGAACGUUGAGCAUUGUGCACUCCAAAGGAAGGGCCCAUUGGUGGGUCGUCAUUGGGAGACCAGGGUUCAGUUCCCAACCUUCCACAAAGCUCAGCGGGUGACCCUGGGCCACUUGGACGCUCUUACCCUAGCCUGUCUCAUAGACUGGUUGUGUGAAUACAGUGGAAGAGAAGAGGGGCCAUGUUUGCCCCUGGAGCACCCCAGAGGAAGGCUGAGUGGGGUGGGGGGGAUGCCAGAGAUUAAUACUCUAUUGCACAACUUAUGGUGUUGUUUGUGCUUUUGCAGAAAUGUGCUUGGACUGCAGCCUUGAGGCAAACAACAUGGAGUGGCAAUGUUGAAACAGGUUUCCUUUGCACAACCCUGAGCGCCUCAAGCAAUGGCUGUCGCAGAUGAAUCAGGAAAAGUGGGUCCCAACGAAACACCAACACUUGUGCAGCGAGCACUUUGCAGCAUCCUGUUUUGAGUACCGGUGGGGGGUGCGUUACUUGAAGCCGGACGCGGUUCCCACCAUCUUCCCGACCUCAGACAGCCCACCGAAGAGGGAGAAUGCUGCCAGGCCUCCCUCGGAAGUGCCAGCCAAGAAGCUGAUCCUUGAGCAUCACGGAGAGAGAAGCAUGCCGGGGUUGUCAGCCGCCAGUCUCCGAGAGCCAGAUGCCCUGGAAACACUUGCCAUCGCCCUAGACCCUGGUGUGGCUGCGGCUCCCAUCUACGUGGAAACACAGUCCUCUGCCUCCAACCUAGACUUCCGUGCCCUCUCGGGCUCCCUUGUUGGUGCUGUAAACCUGGUACCUCUGGUCCAAAUUGUGGAGCCCCUGAAGGCCGUGACGCUGACAGUGGCUUCCCCUGUGGAGGCCGUCCCUGGCCAGCCUUUGCCAGACCCAGUAGAGCAGCAGCUGGUCGACUUUGUGGCCUCGCUGCCCCAGCCAGCCCUGGAAGCCAUGCCGAGCUCUUCUCUGGGGGUCUCUGGGCAACUGUGCGCAGGAGUCGCAGUGCCUUGUGAGGUGGUGACAGCGGCAGAAGAGCAGCCACUGCAGGCCCUGGUGGCAGAGCAGGCUGUGGAGACGGAGCAGGGUGCCCUUGUAAUUGAGAAUGUCUCCAUUGAGCCAUUUCUGGAGGCCGAUCCCUCGGCAGCUGCAGUACUGAGCUCCCUGCAGGUGUCAUCCGCAGAGAUGGUGGCUUACUUUGAGACCAUUCCUACGGCCCCUGCGGCAGCGGCUGCGUCUUCUGGCGUUACUCCUCCCGAGACAGUCCUCUCCUCUGCCUUGAACCUCCCAAUUGUCUCCACUCUCCCCAUCGUCUCCAACCAAGCCUCUCCCGAGGCCUCCCUGGUGGAGGAGCUGAGCUCUGCCGAGUCCUUGGAAGAGCAGCUGGAGGAGCAUCGGUAUCACAAGAGCGAGGUGACGACGGCGGAGCUGGUGGAAGUGGUGAUGGGCCUCCAGAAGAAGGUGAAGGUGCUCCAGCAGCGGCAUCGCCGGCACUGUGCCAAGCUGGAAGCCAUGGAGGGGGUGGUGGAGCAGCUGAGGAAGGAAAACCUGGUGUCGGAGGAGAAACUGAAACUCCUGGAGAUGGCCUGCUUGCAGUCCAGCACUUUAAUGCCAGAGAAUGGUGGUGCGGUAGCCAUUAUCUGCCAGGAGAGUGACCAGGCCUUGGUCUAUGCUGUGCCUCAGCUGCCGGAAGAAGGCAAUGAGACAGUCAUCCACGUGGAAGAGCAGUAACUUUGGAGUGGGGGGUGGAGCCACCCAUUUGAAGCCUGUCUGGUCAAAGGAACGCGCUCGGAAAUCUCUGGAGGCGGCACCCUCCAGCUGCAAGAGCAGCAGCCCUGGUGCCGCCAGGCCUUUUUUGAUUUCAGCUGAGCAUUUGGUGGCCUUAGUGCUCUGGCACCUUAUUUUGUGGGAACAGGAGGAAGGUGUUUUGGGUGACUUGUGUUUUUAUUCUGUCUGAAAUGAUUGUAUAUAAAAUUGUCUUGCUGGGAGAACGAACAAUGGGCUGUUCCCCUUUGCUGUGCCUGAGCCGGGUGGGGGGUGGAGUAAUGCAGUCGGCUGGUUAAUUGGCAUAAUUCCUGUUUGGUUAUGAGCCAAUUGUACAAUAUUUCCUGCUUGCGAGCCAUAGUUGGGGGAAGCCACGAGCCCUGUCUCAGGGCAUCUGUGAUUUUUGCACUUUGCUCUCUUGGCCUCCUUGGUGCUGUUCGUAAAGGAUGGGCCUCGGGUCUUGGGAGAGUUUGUGUGUGUGUGUGUGUGUGUGUGUGCACGCACGUUUGUGUGAUGCUCUCUUUUUCCACUCACCUGCAGUGGUCGGUAGCAGCUCAGUAUCUUCCAUGCACAGUUCGUGGUGGGCCAGAAGCCGCGUUCUCUUCUGCUUCCUCGCAGAUCACGCAUGUCCAAGCAUG